This is a messenger RNA of Mizuhopecten yessoensis (Yesso scallop), 2569 nucleotides long. RefSeq lists its product as uncharacterized. The record is from RefSeq and is a predicted model, not a curated record. The coding region runs from base 143 to 1303 and encodes 386 amino acids. The transcript has 7 exons. NCBI's taxonomy places the organism in Eukaryota, Metazoa, Mollusca, Bivalvia, Pectinida, Pectinidae.
CUAACUAGCUCACCUUACCAGUAAGUAUGUAGUUCAGACCUGACAUCGGUGCGGUUUUUUAGUGUUAUACUUGUUCCUGGUACGUCUAUAUGUAAACAUUACGUAUCGCCUCACCCUGUAACACUCCGCGGCGCUGUUGAAAAUGACGUCCAUUGCUGGUCUGUGUUCUCUUCUUAGUUUAAUAUCCAUACAAGGUUUCAGAGCAGUAAAAGGCACUCGCUGUUAUGAUGCUGCAGUUCAACAAGACGUUCAAUAUGCUCGUGUGUGCUCAGAUGAUCGAGUGACGUCAAAUCAAAUUGUACUUGACACAUUCGACUCCGAAACCACAGGGAAAACAACAUGUCUAUGUCAAGUUUACAAGGAAGGUGCCGCAAACAACUUUCAGUUUCUAAAUAUUCAGGGUUUUGGAAAUGGUUCUACCCCGAACGUAUCCGAGUGUGGUUCUACUGUGCGCUUACGCUCGAAUAAUAACGAGCAUAUAAUCAACUGUUCCACAUUUCCAAGUAUCCUCACGUACGUUGCGCCAAUGGAUGUUAUAUGGACAGCACUAUAUGCAGGGGACUCCAAGUACUGCCUAGAAAUAACAACAACCGUUCCCUCUGACGCCAUCAUCACCGUAUCAUGUAGUACAGACGGAAUCACCACAACCGCCAGUCCCCCUCAGUGUGUAACGCAUCCUGAAAGUACCAGAGAACUUGACGAUCUCAUAUCUACAACACCAACUGAUGUACAAGGCCAAUGUGUUUCAGUUGAAAGUGUCGUUUUGACCAUAGUGUUUGGAUAUCUACUGGCAGCUCUUGUGACUGUAACCACUGUGAUGUACUUCAGAAGGAAAACUAUACGGCUGGAAAAUAAAAUGAAGAAAAAUGUUGAUGAAUGUCGUGAUACAGUGUCGACCGUGCUCACUGACAUUACAAGUAUAGCCCCGAGGGCGGCCGCACCUACCCCAGUGUCAGAACCACUGACCACAACAAUUCCUUUAUAUGAUGAACCUGACUCCAGCAGAUAUGAUGGCCAUGACUCUAAGAGAUAUGAUGACCUCGUCUCUAAGAGAUAUGAUGACCUUGUCUCUAAGAGAUAUGAUGACCUCGUCUCUAAGAGAUAUGAUGAUCCUGACUCCAGAAGAUAUGAUUACCCUGACCCCACGAGAUUUAAUGUGCCUGACUCCGAGCUACAUGCCGACGUUGACCCCACGAGAUUUGAUAAGCCUGACUCCGAGAGACGUGAUAAUGCUGAGUCCACAAUACAUGAGGACAUUGACCCCAUUAAAAUCGAUGACCCUGACUAUUUACAUGUACUCUAAAUGACGAGAACACAUCAGAGGUGGUGUUAAUUAACAUUGGCUAUUGUAAACAAAAGGUUAUAUUUUUUAAAUAGUUAUAAUUUUAUAUUGAUUGAAGCAGACUAACUAUUAUCGUAGUAUAAUAGCAGGAAUGUUCCCCAGUACUUACAUCGUAUGUAACGUCUAAUAUAAACACCCUGUUGUCUAUAAACAAAUCUUAACACAAAGAAAUCAAACAAGUGCUUUCCGAUCACAAAAUGCCGAGCAGAAAUAGUUCCUGAUACUUUGACGAUUUCACGGAUAUAGAAAGUAGAGCAAACAACACUGAACGGCAGCUCAAUCAUGUGGUAGACUUUGUAGGCAAUCAUUAAAUGUGUAUGAUGAAGUACAAUGUACGGAUGUUGUCUAUAGAUAAUGGUAGGGAUAUGGAGACAAUCAUUAUCGUUAUCGCUAAAAAGAAAUAAGAAAACGGCACAUAUCAGUCACAGAACACGGUAUUCUCAGCUGAUGCUUUGGUCAUCACAAAGGCGAUGUAAUCUCGUCUGUUCUUUGUUAAUAUUAUUAGUUAAAACAAAUGGAAAAUUAAGUACCUUUCAGGGCGAAUAAACGAUAAUAAGCACACAUUAAAGUUUGUGCUUUCGGGAUGAAGUAAACCAAAAGUGUUUAUUAGCGGCUCAAGUGGUCUUGGAAAAAAACCUCUUCGCUGUUCAUUAAAUUUGUUCCAAAAUCAACCCAAUUCUUCAUGAUUCCACAACAAAUCAUUUACGUUGACUAGGUCUGUGAUGGUGUACGCAUUGAGCUAACCGUUUAAAGGGAAAUAACUCAGCUGAGCUUCAAUAUCAUUUCGUGUGAUCAAAUCAUCUAUGUGAAUAUGUUUUGUUUCAGUUAUUAUUUAACAUUUAGAUAUCAAGUAUACGUUAUGAGAUAUCAUGCGUAAUAUACCAAUGUUAGGACUAUACGGAUAUUACUAGUUACUAUCAGUUGUGAGUACCAAUCCUUUAUUUCGUUUCAUUGUUUAAGUAUAUGAAUUGGAGUAACAUCCCCUUUCAAUUGAAUUAUGUCUCAUUGUUGGUAAUUUUAUUUUAGUUACAUGUAGCUACUAAUAUACAGGUUAUGUAUUUAUGUAUCAUUGCUUGUUUGUUUUUCGUUAUCGACCAUCAAAUAAAACUUUAAACAUGUCGUAAGUGAAAUUGUGGGAUUUCUGUUAGUCUUUUAGUUCCUUAUUUGAUCUGGAACAGUUCUGGAACAGAUCUGGAACAUCAAAUCGACCAUCAAAUAAAACUUUAA